CCAUAAUCAUCAUCAUCAAUCAUGAGAAAAGUUUCUUUGUUAUUCUUUUGUUGCAUUGUGGCAACAAGUUUAAGUCUCAAUGUAGUUUUAGCACACGAGAUGGUCGUGAAUGCUCCAAACACGAUUAAAGAUAUAGAGCCGUACAUCUCGAAUAGAGCCCUUGGGUUUGUGUUGAAAUUGGAGAACAAUUGUCCUAUAAGAGAACAGCUAAGAUCAUUCUUUGAUAAGCUAAAGGAUCUCUUGAAGUUGGAGUCUUCUGUUACGCCGCUGAUCGAAGACAAUGAACCAAAGACAUUCAAGUUUGAUCUUAAAUCGAAAUCCGAAAAUCUCUUGCAAACGAUGUUUAUGAUUGGGAAAGGACUGUUGAGUUCAAGUGUAAGAAAGGAGAUGUUCGAAGUGAUGAAAUCGCUCACUGAGUUACAUGCUGCGAUCGGUAGAGUUAUUAUAGAGAAACAUAUAAAAGGUGAUGAAUCAAUGUCACUUUCGUUGGAACAAAAGAAUGCAGUAGAAAACUCGAUAACUGAAUGGGAACAAACGAUUACCCGAAUUGUGAAGAUUGUUGUAGAGGUUAAAUCAAAAAGUUCAAGUCAGGCUUCGUGGAAAGAAAGCAGUACUACUGAACACAACAAUGUUUCUAUGGACGGUAACAUGGUGGCGACCAAUGGAGAAAAUUCCGAAUCCACGCAAGAAAAAUCAGAUGGCGUUAAAGGAAGCAAUGGAGGUGAUGUAUCAAUGGAGACUCAACAAGGAAAUAAGGUGGACGAUCUUAAAGAAGGUAAUACUGUUGUUGAGAAUGGCGAAACAAAAGAGAUUAAUGGUGAAAAUGCAGAAUCUAAUAACGAGAAGGCAGUAGAGGGUCAAGGAGAAAGUAUUGGAGAUUCGGCCAUAGAUAAGAAUUUGGAAUCUAAAGAUGAUGUUAAGUCGGAGGUAGAGGCUAAAAAUGAUGGAAGUUCCAUGAAAGAGAACUUGGAAGAAAUUCAAAGAAACAAUGGAGUUUCAACAAAAGAUACGAAUUUGGAGAACAAAGGAAGUGAGGUGGAGUCUAAAGAUGAUAAAAUGGUAAAUGCUACAACAAAUGAUGAAGAUAACACGAAAGAAAAUAGGGAAGAGAAUCAAGAAAACAAUGGAGAAUCAUUGAAGGAUGAGAAUUUGGAGAACAAAGAAAGUGAGGGAGAGUCUAAAGAUGAUAAAAUGGUAAAUGCUACAACAAAUGAUGAAGAUCACACGAAGGAAAAUAAGGAAGAGACUCCAGAAAACAAUGGAGAAUCAUUGAAGGAUGAGAAUUUGGAGAAUAACGUAGGUAAUAAAGAAUUAAAGGGUAAUGGAUCGGUAGAGGCCAAGACAAAUAAUGAAAUUUCUAUGGAAGCAAAGCGAGAAGAGACUCAAAGAAGUAAUGAAGUUUAUAUGAACAAAGAAACAACAAAAGGUGAAAAUGCUGAUUUUAAUAAAGAGAAGGAAUCAAAUAUUCAAGGAGAGAGUAUCGGAGACUCAACGAAAGGUAUCAUUUUGGAGGAUAAAGAAGAUGUUAAGCCAGAGGUAGAUUCUAAUGUAAGUGAUGGAAGUUCCACGAAGGAAAGGCAUCAAGAGGCUCAAGGAAAUGAUGAAGUUUCAACAAAAGAUAAGAAUUUGGAUAACAUAGGAGCUGAUGAAGAGAGAAAAUAUGACAAAUCAGUAAAGGUUAUGACAAACGAUGAAGGCCAUACGAAAGAAAAGAGGGAAGAAACUCAAGGAAACAAUGGAGAAUCAGUGAAGAAUGAGAACUUAGAGAAUAAAGAAAAUAAGAAAGAAUUGAAGGAUGAUGGAUCUGUAGAUGAAAAAACAAAUAAUGAAAGUUCCUUAGAAGAAAAGGGGGAGCAAACUCAAAGAGGUCACGAUAAUUCUGUGAAUAGCAAGUUAGUGGAGAACAAAGGUGGAAAUGCAUAUUCUAACAAGGAGAAGAGAGUACAUGUUGGAGACUCAACUAAUGAUAAUAAUAUUGAGAGUAAAGCUAAAUCAGAGGCAGAAGUCAAGAAAAAUGAUGGAAGUUCCAUGAAGGAGAAGGGAGAAGAGGGACAAGGGAACAACAUAGAAUCAAUGGAAGAUAAGAACUUGGAGAACAAAGAAAGUCAUACUGAUUUAAAGGAUGAGAAGUCCAUUGCGGAUAAGCAAAAUGUGAGAACUACCAUGAAAGACAAGCAAGAAGAAUCUCAAAUAAACGUGGGAGAGUCUAAAGAUGAUAAAAAAGAAAACCGAGAAGAGGAUAAAGGAGGUAGUGGUGAAGAUACCAAAGAAGACAAGGAAGAGUCUAAGGACUAUCAGUCAGUUGAGGGUAAGGAAAAUAAUGAAAGUUCCAUGAAAGGAAAACAACAAAAGGUUCAAGAAAAUGGUGGAGUGUAUACAAAGGUGGGUAACAAUGAAGAUAGUAAAGAUUUAAAGGACGAUAGAUCAGUGGAGGUUAAAGCAAAUAAGGAAAAAUCCAUGAAGAAAAAGCGUGAAGAAGUUCAAAGAAACGACAGAGGAAAAGAUUCCAAAGAUAGUAAGUCAGUUGAAAUCAACGGAGUGAAAGAUGAUUCUAUGAAAGAAGAUUCCAAAAAUGGUAACAUAAACGAAAUAAAUAAUGGUAAGGAAGAUUCUGUGAAGGAUAAUGUGACGGAGAUUCAAGGAAAUGAUAAUAGUUUGACAAACAGUAGAUCAAUGGAGCCCAAUGGAGAUAAACUAGAUAUCAAUGAAGAUUCUAUGAAAAAUAAGACAAUGGAAGCUCAAGGAAAUAGUAAUGGAGAUUCAACAAAUGGCGAAACAGAGGAGACUAAAGAGAGCAAUAUUUCUAUGAACAAUCAAAAUAUGCAGGAUGUAGGAAGCAAUGCAAAUUCUAUGAAUAAUCAAACAGCAGGAGAUGGCGUAAUUUCCACAACAAAAGAGGAAACAAGAACAUAUAUCGAGAGGAACACUUCUAAAGAAGUUACAAGUUUCAUAUCAAACCUUGAGAAGAAAUCUCCAGGCACACAGGAGUUCCAAAGCUUUUUUCAGAAACUUAAAGAUUAUAUGAAAUACGUGUGUCCGGUCUCUUCAACAUUUGAGGCAAAAGAUUCAAGGUCUUACAUGUCUGAGAUGAUAAGUAUGGCCACAAAACUGUCUAACGCUAUGGCUGUCUUGCAAGCCAAGAAAAGUGGGUCAGGACAGAUGAAAACAACACUACAAGGAUAUCAACAAGAAGUGAUGAAGACUCUAACUAUCUUACAAUCGGUUAUGGGAAAAGUCGUAUCCGAACAACAAAGCAAGAAUAGUGGUUCAUUGACGCUUACGUUAUCACAACAACAAGCAAUCAAGGGAAUAGUGUUGAAAUGGGAACAAGUGAUGUCUCAAUUUGUGAAGAUCGCUACAGAGAGUGAGAAACAAUUUUCACUCGAGAUUUCAACUGAAAACGGCUACCACAUGAAGAAAAGUUCUAACUCUAGCUCGAGUUCGAGUUCGAGUUCAAGUUCAAGUUUGGAUUUCAUACAUAACAGUGAAAAUUUGAAGGGGGUGGAUAUGAAUGGGUAGAGAGUACAUUAUGUGAAUAAUAAACUCCACAUAAUAUU
Molecule: messenger RNA, 3557 nt
Organism: Arabidopsis arenosa
Lineage: Eukaryota; Viridiplantae; Streptophyta; Magnoliopsida; Brassicales; Brassicaceae
Source: the annotation of a GenBank genome assembly